CUUCCCUCCUUGCAGAGCUCCUACCCGAUCUGGGAAGAUUUCAACUCCAAGGCAACCAAGCUGCAUUCUCAGCUCAGGACUACGGUGCUGGCUGCAGUCGCCUUCCUGGAUGCCUUCCAGAAAGUGGCCGACAUGGCCACCAACACCCGAGGGGCCACGAGGGACAUCGGCUCAGCGCUGACCCGCAUGUGCAUGAGGCACCGCAGCAUCGAGGCCAAGCUCAGGCAGUUCACCAACGCCCUCAUGGAGAGCCUCAUAAACCCUUUGCAGGACAGGAUCGAGGACUGGAAGAAAACUGCCAACCAGCUGGACAAGGACCAUGCAAAAGAGUACAAGCGAGCCCGCCACGAGAUCAAGAAGAAAUCCUCCGACACCCUCAAGCUCCAGAAAAAGGCCCGCAAAGGGAAGGGGGACCUUCAGCCCCAGCUGGACAACGCGCUGCAGGACGUCAACGACAUGUACCUGCUGCUGGAGGAGACGGAGAAGCAGGCGGUGCGCAAGGCCCUCAUUGAGGAGCGGGGCCGCUUCUGCACCUUCAUCACCUUCCUGCAGCCCGUGGUGAACGGGGAGAUCACCAUGCUGGGAGAGAUCACGCACCUGCAAGGCAUCAUCGACGACCUGGUGGUGCUGACGGCUGAGCCCCACAAGCUGCCCCCCGCCAGCGAGAGCACGCCAGGCCGGCAGUGCUUGGGCAGCCCGGGGUGGACAGCAGGGCUUUCUCCUCGGCCCUGCAUCCUUGGGAUCCUGCGACGCCCGGAGACGCGGAUCCCUCAUGCCGAGGAGGGCGAGAUGCUGGCGGAGAGCGGUCGUCAGCGCUGGCCUGAGCCGCGCCGCGUGCCCGGCCGCUGGCUGGCCGGCCCGGGGGCGCCCCGCGGGGUCCCCAGAGCAGGGAUCGCCCCAGGGGAGCCCAGAGGGACCCCCCUCGUGAACCCCUUCCCUGCUGUCCCUGCCUCCCUGGCCACCUCGCUUCUCCCACCCCGCCGAUCCUUCCCCUGCCCCGAUGCACCCUGGCUUCACCCGCCGGCACCUCGCUUUUUGCAGGAUUGGUCCAAAGCCAGUCCCUACGACCAGCCCGUGGUGAACACCCUGCAGAGGCGAAAGGACCGCGUGGAGCACCUGCGGGAAGCGGAGAUGGCCUCGGCUGCCAUGGGGUACCCAGGCAUCAGUGUCGAAGAAGCUCCCAGGCCCCGGAUGUCGCCAGCUACGAUUGCUGCCAAGCACGGCGAGGAGGUGUCCCCUGCUGCCAGCGACCUGGCCAUGGUCUUGACCCGGGGGCUGAGUCUGGAGCACCAGAAGAGCAGCCGGGACUCGCUGCAGUAUUCCAGCGGCUACAGCACGCAGACAACCACCCCGUCCUGCUCUGAGGACACCAUCCCUUCGCAAGGCUCUGACUACGACUGCUAUUCGGUGAACGGCGACGUGGAGUGCGACCCCCAGAGCGAGUUCGACAAGUCCUCCACCAUCCCACGCAACAGCAACAUUGCCCAGAACUACCGACGCAUGAUCCAGACCAAGCGUCCCGCGUCUACUGCCGGGCUGCCUACGGGCACCAACCUGCCAGCUGGCACCACACCGGGGGUUGCCACCAUCCGCCGCACACCUUCCACCAAGCCCUCGGUCCGCCGCACUCUCUCCAACGCAGGCCCCAUCCCCAUCCGGCCCCCCAUUGUCCCUGUGAAGACUCCCACGGUGCCCGACUCCCCCAGCUACACCGGCCCCACGCGAGUGGGCAGCGAAGAGUGCGUGUUUUACGCUGACGAUGGCUCGCCAAACACCAUGGAUUUUGCCAAAGCUUCGCCUAAGCGGCUGAGCCUUCCCAACACCGCCUGGGGCAGCAAUGUCAUGGAGAUCGCUGUGUACCCUGGUGCUGGCCAGCACCUCUCCGCCGAGGAAGAGGAGGACCAGCAGUUGGCAGCCAACCGGCACAGCUUGGUGGAGAAGAUUGGCGAGUUGGUGGCCAGUGCCCAUGCCCUGGGUGAAGGCCAAUUUCCCUUCCCUACGGCACUUUCGGGCCCCGGCCCUGGCGAGGAGACACCUACUCCACCCCCGGCGGCCUCCAUGGACCCCCCGGCCGAAGACAUGCUGGUGGCCAUCCGGCGUGGGGUGCGCCUGCGGAGGACCAUCACCAACGACAGAUCGGCCCCACGGAUAUUGUGAUGAAGCUCCCGGUCCCUCCCGGCCCCGUCCCGCACCAUGCCGUGCCGUGCCAUGCCGUCCCACCGCCCUGCUCCCCACGUCCCUGGGAGAUCGACGCAGCGCCCCGAGGAGGAGAGACGCCGUCGGGAACCGCAGCGCCGAAGCCACUUUUCGGAGGUAGAGGCAGAGCCUGGAUUUACACGGAAACUGAAAGCCUUCGCUAGCAAACUCGCAAGGACGCAGCCUAGGCGCUGAACUGGGUUUGGAGCCCGUUUUAUACUUUGUUCCUCGCCCCUCCCGCUCGCCCGCAGCCUCCCCGGUGCUCUUCGCGGCCUCUGGCCAGCCGCUGGUCCCCAGUGGCGAGGGCGCGGAGCCCAAACGCGCUGGGGUCACCGGCCUCUCUCCCUGUGAGCCCCCCCGGCCCCCAGCAAGGCGCUGACGGCCCUGCGGGCAUCGCACAGCCUCCUCGCGCUCCCUCUUGCUCCUGGCAGGGGCUGGCUGUCGUCUGCCUUUCCUUCCUUCCUUCCUUUGCUCUUUCUCCCUUUCCUUCUUUCUCUUUAUCUUUUCCUUCUUUCCUUCUUC
Struthio camelus australis is the source of this 2718-nucleotide messenger RNA. The record is from RefSeq and is a predicted model, not a curated record. NCBI's taxonomy places the organism in Eukaryota, Metazoa, Chordata, Aves, Struthioniformes, Struthionidae.